UUUCUUUCAGAAGUGAAAUUCGAAACCCUAGUCAGAAAGAAAUGGAAAACAACGGACGGUCGAUCUAAAUCAAUACAAGGGCUAAGGCAUAACAGUAUGAUUGGCAAGGCAGAAGACAGGAUCAGUAACUUACCCGACUCACUUGUUUACCAUAUACUAUCGUUCCUUGAAACCAAGGAUGUUGCUCGUACUUGCGUAUUAUCUCACAGAUGGAAUCACAUUUGGACCUCAUUCCCUAACCUUGAAUUUGUGUGGGAUGGAUGGUCUAAACCCAGAUACUUGACUGAUAAAUUCAUAGAUUAUGCGGAUGGGACAGUGCGUCGUCGUUGUUUGUCAGAUAAUGAUAUACACAAGUUCCAUAUCACAACAUCUGAGCAUUUGGAUGAAACUCUUGUAAAAUCAUGGAUCUCCGAAGUAGUAAGGCACAAUGUCAAAGAUUUUAGUUUAUUUUUAUGCGCAAACGAUCCCUCCUGUAUUCCCCAAUCCAUUUUUACUUGUGCAUCACUCACGUCCUUUCAACUAACAUUUUUUCCUGGUGAUAUCGAUUUUCCUGAAUAUAUCUCAUUUCCAAGACUCAAACACCUUCGGCUUGAACAUAUUGAGGUUACCAAUCAGUGCUGGUGUAAGAAAGUUUUUCCAAAUUGUCCUGUCCUUGAAGAACUGUACCUGGAGAACUGCCAAUUUUCUGAGCCUAGUUUCUGUAUUUCAAUUCCUACAAUUAAAAUUUUGAGCAUUGAUCAUUGUCAUGGUUUAGACGAGUCUGCUCUCAAAAUCCAGGCGCCAAGGCUUAUGACUUUCUAUUACACGGGCUAUGUUGCAAAAGAAUAUAUAUUUUCUAGUUUUCUUACGCUAGAGGAAGCAGUUGUUUACUUGUAUGCUCCAUGCCCUAUGGAGGACAAGGCACAUUAUGCUGAAGUAGUAAGACAGUUUCUUCGAGACCUUACACAUGUAAAAUGUCUAACCGUUAAGAACCCACCCUACCAGGCUAAAUAUCUUCCAGGGAAUUCGCCAGUGUAUCAUAAUAUCAAACAGUUGAAAAUAACUCAAGGAGUGACCUCUGAUGCAGCAGUAAUUGCUUUUCUCAAAGUAACCCCUAAUCUGGAAUCGCUCGUAAUUGAAAAGAGGGAGCCUUAUUGUGUUAAUGUUUGCGACCACAAGAACCAUGAUAAUGAAGACGAUGGUUUGACACUUGAUAUGCUGGAUACCGGAUGUUUGUUUCUACACCUUAAAUCAGUUUGCUUUAUGCCUAUUAUUUGGGGCCCAAAGGAGAUUCGUUUUUUGAAAGUGAUUUUGAGGAACGCAAGAGCUUUGCAAUCAUUGACUGUCUAUCAUGAUAACUCAAGACGCCCUCUAAAAGUGGCAGAACUAGAACUUAUGGUGCAGAUACAAAGUUUUCCAAGAGCCUCAGAAAGUUGCACGUUUAAAAUCUCUCUUGGAAGUCAGUAAGGUAGUUGCAUUCCUUGUCAUGCUGCUGCAGAAAUUGUAGAAAGGCGAAGGCAUUGAGCUGGCAUACUUUCCAGAAUUUGUUUCCAAAGGUACAUGAGUAAUGUAGUGAGAAUGCUAGGAAUUGCAAACGAAGGUCAUAUAUGUUAUUUAAGUAAAUGCUGAUAGGUCCAUUGCUGCGCUUACAAACAUAGUCGGAUACUACAAUAUUUACGACAAGUUAAGAAAUGACAGUAUAUUUUUACUAUAGUAGGGGCAAUUAACAGCUCAA
This is a messenger RNA of Papaver somniferum (opium poppy), 1714 nucleotides long. Its product is annotated as F-box/LRR-repeat protein At3g58900-like. Gene Ontology annotation, molecular function: protein binding. Bases 97 to 1446 code for a protein of 449 amino acids. NCBI's taxonomy places the organism in Eukaryota, Viridiplantae, Streptophyta, Magnoliopsida, Ranunculales, Papaveraceae. The transcript has 4 exons. The record is from RefSeq and is a predicted model, not a curated record.